Messenger RNA from Penicillium subrubescens, 2139 nucleotides. Its product is annotated as DNA damage response protein RcaA. The record is from RefSeq and is a predicted model, not a curated record. Gene Ontology annotation, biological process: mitotic G2 DNA damage checkpoint signaling; double-strand break repair via homologous recombination. Lineage: Eukaryota; Fungi; Ascomycota; Eurotiomycetes; Eurotiales; Aspergillaceae. Gene Ontology annotation, cellular component: Mre11 complex. The transcript has 5 exons. Gene Ontology annotation, molecular function: damaged DNA binding; protein binding. The coding region runs from base 1 to 2139 and encodes 712 amino acids.
AUGUGGAUCUUGGACUCGGCUGGGGAUUUUCUGAACGGGAAGCGGUUAUGGCUGCGUCCCGGCAAGCAGUAUCUCUUCGGGCGCACACUGGUGGAUGACGUGCGCCAUGCCAUUCCAAACAAAUCGAUCUCCCGGAAGCAUAUGCUUAUCGAAGUGUCCAAUGUCGAGCCCCGCGAUGGAACCCGGACACAUGCGAGGACAAACGUGUCCAUUACGGAUCUCGGCUCCAGUCGAGGCACAGUGGUAAAUGGCGAAAGGAUACAAGGGAAGAUCACACUUAACGGAGACGAGCACAGCAUCAUGCUUGGACACUAUCCACAUGCCUUGCGAAUCAAAUGGCAGCCUGUAGUUCUCAGCUUCUCAUUUUCGUCCAAGGAGAUGAGUGCAGAAGACCCUUUGGCCAAAGUCCGCGGUCGUUUGGAGAGUCUCGACAUCAAAACUAUCAUCCCCUACCUUGUCGGCCAGACCACCCAUGUCGUGCAGAGCAAACGAAAUACGGCGAAGGGGCUCCAAGCCCUGAUCAACGGCAAAUACAUUGUCCAAAACUCAUAUAUCGAUGCACUCGUCUAUGCGACUACUCCUACUGACCUCGAGAAUGAUGCCUCCGCGUCUCCGCUGGAACUCGAUUUUGACUCGGCCUGGCCAGAUCCAACAGAGCACCUUCCACCCGCUGGGAACGAGCCAAUCAGCCGACCAGCUGCAGCCUUCGCUCCUAAUCCGUCGCGUGUAAAUGUUUUCGAAGGGUAUACGUUUGUCUUCGGAGACCCCUCUCAAUUCGAGAACCUACAAGCGGCAAUCAAUAACGGGCAGGGGAAGGCUCUUCUUUACCAGAUCAAAGAUGGGGAGACAACGGCGGAUGAGUUAAUACGAUUCAUGAGAUCAGCAGCUGGCAAUAAAGGUGUCGGUGCAGAGAGGGACGAACCCGGCGGUGUUGUGCUUGUCCGAUUCCGCUCCAAAGGCCAGUUUGAGCCCUGGUCUAUCGAUUUGGGCAACGAAGUCGCCUUGGCGACGGACCAGCGAGUCAUCGAGCAACGCGAGUUCCUGGAUGCCAUUUUGGGCAAUGAUGCCUCUCCGCUCUGUCGUUCCCUUCCUCGCGAAGAAGGAGAAAGUCAGGCGGCCACAUCAGCUGCGGCCGAAGAGCCGUCGAGAAAGGCUCCUGCUAAUCCCCCUCUCCCAAUCUCGUUGGCAUCUGAAGGAGCAUCCCUAGUCAUGGUCCACAAGCCAGCUUCAAAGGCACGCAAGUAUGUCAGCAAGAUGAAGACUUUCGAUGAUGGCUUUGACAUGGAAUCCGUACCGGUCUAUACGCCUGAUGAUGAUGUCCAAGAUCCAACGGCUACCCAGGCCAUGGACCUCGAGCCCAUACAACCCAACGAACCCAACCAAGCUCUUAGCACAGUGGAAGAACAGGAGGAAAAUGAUACCGUUGCAGAUUUACUGCCUGGUGCACGAGCAAUGAAGCGCCGCCGUGCAGAGAUGGGCGAGGAUCGAUCGGGAAGCCUCGAUAAAAACAUGAAGACGGAAGCUCCUCCCAAGCCGAAACGCGCAAAGUUGGAUGUGAGAGAAGCUGCACGCAAACACCGAGAAGAGGAAGAGGAGGAGCAACUACGACAGGCAGAAGAAGAUCGUCACCUGUCGCAGGAUCUGGAUGUUGAGAAAUUGAGGAACCUUGCCAUUGUCGAAGAGAUGGACAUCCCUGUCCGGGAACCCGUUUUACGACAGGACGAAGGCUCCGAUCGAUGGGACGACCGUUGGAACGGCCGCAAAAACUUCAAGCGAUUCCGACGAAAGGGAGAGCCACUCCAUGCUCGCCAGCGCAUUCAAAGUGUGAUCGUUCCGCUGGAAGAGGUAACUCGCAAGGACUUCGGCAUCGGAGAACACUACUGGGUUAGCACCCAUAAGACCCCCGCGGUGAGCCAGAGUACCGACCGGGAGAGCCGACAAGUAAGGCAAGCCUCCAGCCGGGAAGAUCGGGCCGUCUCGCGAUCUGAAGUCUCGAUCCAGCCUUCAGCGACUCCGGACCCGACCCCUGACUCACUGGAAUCGGCCCCGUCUCGCAGCCGCACUAUGAAGCGGCCACGAGAGACUCGGGAUUCAGAUAGUGAUGAGGAGCCUCGCUUCAGCUUCAGGCGCAAACGGUAG